CAUAUGGAAGAGGAGGGCCUGAAGUGUGGAGUUGGUGUGAAAGUGUUCGGCAAUGAGAUCAGUGUUUUUACCUGUGAUGAUCUCGUCACUCAUGUCAACCAAAUGUCGCUGAGCGCAGCAGGACUGGCUGUAAAACUGCUCAAGGUGUCUUGGCGAUGUACUUUCUCUUGAUUGUCAGCAUUUUUGUUUGAGUCAAGUCUUCACUUACUUCCUCUUACCAGGGUCAUGAGGUUCAGUUGAACCACAGAGCUGUGCUUUUGACUGAGGAGCUGGUGCUGCCAUCUUUGUCCGGUUUACCUGUCAAAGUAGGCGUCAACAUGACCUCCCUUCUUUCACUGCGGCUGAAGGGAAACGUAAACUACAGGGAAGUCUCUCACUUCUCCCUCGCCGGCUACAUUAAACCCAAUGCCUAUGUAGGCCUAUCAGCAAAGAUGGGCGUGGACGGCGCUCUGGGUCACGCUGCACUGGACUGGAUAACUGAGCUGUGGAGCAACACGAGCCUGGAUGGGAGUAUCCAGCUGCAGGAGGGGCAAGACCUCAGGGUCACACUUAACACUCCAGAGGAGGCCAUGUACAUCAUCUCUCUUAGCUCCCAAGUAUUUCAACUCAGCGGCGACCACAGAGAAGAGGUUAAAGGACCAAAGAGUCGCGUCCAGCAGACCACUUGCACACCAAAGACCUGGUCAAAGAUGGUUGGCUGGCAGCUAUGCUCCAAUGCUUCCUACCCCCUAACUACUGGGGGCAUCUCCCUACUCCCCUUUGGUCCCAACCACCUGUCCCUCAGGCUGCUGAAGCUGGACAGAGGUCUCCAUUACUACUUGCUUGAGGCCGCCUUCUCAAUGCUUCCAAUGACUCAGGAAGACACCUGGCUUCCCAGAGAGGCAUCCAUCCACCUACUCCUGGCUACCCCAAAGUCCUCUAUCCCUAGGGACAUGUCGCUUGAUCUUGCCUUUAAUCCUCGCAGAUUCCUAGUCAGAGUAUCUCAUCCACUGAAAAGUAUCCUCAUGCAAGGCCAAUUUGAACAAGAGAGGAGUUUAAAGACUGCAAAGCUCGAGCUGAUAAUUGAUGGCGUUCAUUAUUAUAUGAUGGGCUUGGUGGACAAACAGACUGUCAUGUCAGAACUGAGGACACGCUACCACUGUGAAGCCAAAAUGGCAGCCAAUGGAAAUCCCAUGAUCCUCUCUGCCAACGUUACCCAUGGACUGGGCAGGAAGAUGAGCCUUUCUGCCGCAGUGAGGAAUGUGUUCAAGGAACCUGCAUCACUCUCAGUGGUCUUGGAGCGCAGGAGGGACAUCCACAGCAAGCAGUACUCCGUGGAGGCGGAGCUUCUGCUACCUGGUGUGGUCGGCAGCAGGAUGCUCGGGCUAGUGGAGCACAAAGAAGCACGGUGGAGUUCUGCUUUUCGCCUCAAAUAUGGUCUGGGAGGUGAUUCCCGGCAUCUGCGUCAAGAGUGCCACACGUCUCAGAGUGUGAGGAGAGAGAGGAACACUAACCUCACCUACACAAUGCGAGCUGAUCAUGAGUUCUACUGUUCACACACGCCCCCUAUCAACCACAAAGUCCACCUCAGACACGAGGAAAGCCCCAUCCAUGUUAGAUCUUCUGUGGACAUGAGCUACGGCAAACAUUGGGACGAGAUGAACAACAAACGCACGCUCUUCCUAAGCCAGUUCUUCAAAAACCAGUCAACACACAAUCACACCAGCUACACACUGGAGUUCAAUCUCCAUGUUCCAGAGAACGAUUUAAACUAUCGCACCCAGCUGUUGCACUCUUACCUGGAACAGCUUGGGACUGAGAGCAGCACUCACAUAAAAAUCAAUUACAACAACCUAACGCCGCUGGUGGCUGGCAUACACUGGAGAAGCCCCCCAAUUGACACCCCACAGAAGAAAUGGGAAGGCACAUUCACUGUGGACACUCCUUGGCUCUACUUCUACACUUACCACAAGCUGAGUCAGCACCGGCGCCACACCCUGCAGCUCAUUUCUCAAGUGACAGCCAGCAAAUGGGUGACCAUCCGCAACCUCAUCCUGGAGGCGUCCUACAAGGACAGGGGCCGUGAAAAGGAGGCUGGUCUCAAGCUCCAUACUCCAGCUGUCACAUUGUUCCAAGCAGAAGGGUUAGGAACGGUUGGAAAGCGAAACAUGAAAGCCUUUUGCUCGCUCAGCUCUCUCUGGACCACUCCUCUAAGAGGAGACAUCUCCCUGGAGAGCUUGAAACCCAGCCUUACCCUGCAGAUGUCCUCCAGCUAUGGCAAAAACAACGUCAGCCUUGUCGCCGCCCUGAACACAGUUGACAAGAUUUUAAAGAAGAGACAAGUGAUUAUAAAGGUGACCUCGUGGGAGCCAAAGAGGGGCCCCAUGGAGUUUGAGUUGGAAGGAACAUUGGAGGAACUGAAGAAGGACAAGAAGAUGUACCAAAGAACAGCAUCGCUCCAUCUUAGACAGCCUUUCCAGACUUUUCCUCAAAGGCUUCUCCUGAUGGAGACCUUCACUGUGGAUCUGCUGAAAGGACUUUACAUGCUGGAAUCGAGAGCUGGUUUUCAUAGCAACAAAGAGCUCGUUCACACUCUCACCAUUGGAUAUAGACCACCAAACCCGUUCGUUUGCUCUGCACUGAUUCAUCCCUUCAACACAGAAACUUUCCCAUCAGACUCUGAGAUCUGUGUUGCCACCAUCAGCAAUCAAACAGAGAAAACCAUUUUUGGAAAGUUAAAGGUUGGCAGCAAAGAGAAGAUGAGUUUCUUUGGACAAGUUUUAUUAAAUACUUGGCAUACAAGUAAGCAAGUGAUCAAAGUUCGAGCCAACAUCACCAGCCAGCUCCAGCUGCCAUUCCCUUCAUUUGCUCUAGUGGAAGGUUACAUACAUUGGAUCCCACAAAACAACGCACACUUUGAUUAUCUCGCCCGAGGGAGAAUGAAAAUUGAACGACAAGAGUGUCUGAUUUCAAUGCGGUUCAACCGAACUUCAGACAGUAUUCUUCUCCAUUCGUCUCUCAAGCAUCCUUUCAAAUCGAAGAUUCCCAAAACUGUAGAGGCAAAAGCGACUGCUGAGAUGUCUACUGUCUCUGGCAGAGGAAGUAGCUCAGUUCGUGUUAAGGCUGAUGGGAAAGACAGGCUGAUGUUAUUUACCCAGAUGUCCCAUUCUUUCCUGCCGGGAGACAGAGCAGUUGCACUGACGCUAAACUUUUCUCAGAGUUUGCUGCAUAGGCUCAAUGACUUUAAUGUAAGAAUGUCUGCCAACAUGUCCUCAAACAGUGUGUCGCUACAUGGUUCCUAUACACAGGGACGCAAAGCUCUCUUGGCCCAACUAAUGGGCUCUCUUAAAAACACUAGUGGACUUCAGCUUGUUCUGUCAGGGGACCUGAGGCAUUCAAUCACCAACUUUGCUAUUCUGCCCUCCACUCUGGGAUUAGAUGGAGUAUUAGGAGUGUCUGACACUCUUACUGAAGGACAACUCAGAAUUAGAGUCAAGGAUAGUUUUUACAGCGUGGAUCUGAGGCAUCAAGAAGAUGCGGUGGGACCUACUGGCGUGUAUGUCACCCAAAGCUGGAUGUGUGUUCUGUCGGGGGUGGAGACUUUUUGUGUGAAUUUCAGUCGGCAGUUGGAGACUAGAGGGGCGGGGGAGGUCAACAUCCAGCUAUCUCAUUCCUCCCAACUACUCAAUGCCACAGGUCUGUCUACGAGUUGUGGUGCUCGAGUGAAUUGGGACCAGGAUGCACGUCGACUGUCAGCUAUCGCAGAACUGCAGGCUGGAUUUGAACGUUUAAAAGCUGAGUUUAAAGGCAGCAAGACAAACCAGCUCGUCCCACGUUGGGAGAUGAUCUCCACGCUGCAACACAAAGUCAAAACGCUGCACAAAAGAGGCAUAUCAAGCUACAUGCAAGCCAAAGCGCAUUAUGAGAGAGAUACCAUCAGGCUGAACACAGGCCUCGUCUUUUACGUGGAAGACAAGAAACGGAUUGACGCACUUUUAUCGGUUGGGGCAAACAAUAACACAGCUGCAUUCACAGCUUCUCUAUGGCAACAGAUAAAGUCUCUGCAGGGGAUCUUACCUUCCUCACUACGGAUGAACUGCACAGGGAGCACCGCUGCGCAGCGUCUCUCUGCACAGUGCUAUGGAGAUGUGGCGGGGCAGGAUGUGGAGAGCCUCCUACCUUCACAAACUUCAAUGAACAUCUCCAUCAACCAUUCUGGAUGUUGUACAGAUCUCAGUGCUUUUCUUCUAGCUGAUGAGGAACAGAAAGUCAGCAUUGCAUGGUCUCAUACCUGCCAACAGAGCCUUAGUGUGACCGCAUCGGUCAAUCACACUAUUGAGGCAAUAGAAGCCCUGGGACUUCCUUCCAAAGGAGUAUUGGCACUGAAUUUCUCAGCUGCACCCCUGCCCGUGGUAAUGGUUGCCCUGGAGAUCGGAAACUGUCAGUUCAGUGGUCAUCUGGACAAGGCACAAUCUUCGGAAGCAGAUGUGAAACAACUUUCUUACAACGUAAAAGUGACCAACUACUGUCCUUUCUUACAGGAAACAAUCCUUCCAGUGACUCUGGUUCUGAACGGGUCAUUUUUAGGGGUCCCGUGUGGACGUAUGAUCACCUCUUUUCUAAGGACCGACAACCAGGACUUCUCUUUGGAGCUUGGACAGUCUUGCACCUCUCCACAUCUGUCUGGAACCCUUACACACACUUUCUCCAGUCUUAGAAGCAAAGGAGUUCCUCAGACAAUAAUUGUAAAGGCAACUGCUCCUGGAGGCGCUGAACAGAAUGAAGUUCUGUUCAUAAAAGUAGGGACAUGUCUUCUUAGAUUUGUUGAAGACAAAGUCAGAGCAGGCCGGUUCUGGGCUCUGCAGUCUAAUUGCCCAUCAUUGCAGGGCAACUUCAAUGGAUCAGUGUGGCAGGAGAGUCGGAGUAAAUGGGCUGCCAUGUUGGAUGCAGGUCUGGAGGAUAGAAGGACUUUCCUUCGGCUAGAUGCUCAGGGCUGGCCGGAGUUAAGUUUAGAAGGUGAGCUCAGGCACAACCUCCCUGCUCUCAGACAUAUCCCUGAACACAGCAGGGUGAUUUUAACAAGCACAGUUGGUGAACAACAACAUGACACCGAGGCCCUCGUUUUACUGAAUGGGUGUGUUAUGAGAGCCAGAGGAACUGUGAUGUCACAUUCGGGCCUGCAGGGGGCACUGGAGUAUCACAACAACUGUAGCAUGGCACAGGAGUGGGGUAGUCCAGAUAGGAUGCAGGCCAAUGGCUCCAUAUUUGUCUCCUCAACUAUUGCUGAAUCUCAAGUCUCCAUGGCGAUCGACGAUGCAGAGUUGCAUUCAUUGGUUGCUCUGAAGAAAAAUAAGGAAGAAAAUGAAAUUUCUCUUCAUUUCAACCACACUGUGCCCCUGUUGAAGACGCUUGGUAUCACUGCAGAUGCUGGAAUUGCACUGAAUUUUGGGCAUCCUGGCAACCAAUCAUAUUAUUGCAGAAUGCAUGGCAGUGCCCAAAACCAAAAGUUAAGUCAAGAGGUGACAGUGGAGAGGACGAACCAGGCAGUUACCGUGGAGAGUACUUUCAGACAUUCAUUGAACUACCUGCAUACAAUGGGAGUCCCUGGAAACAACAGUAUCCAGGUCGAGCUUGUUUCCUCUGAAGGAAAAGCGCUGACCAUAAAAUCCCAAUUUGGACAUCAGCAAGCGGGACUGAGACUUGAGAUGAAAUCUUUUCCCAUGACUAAAGAGAUAAUGGGAAUCAUGUGGCACAGUUUCUCAUGGCUCCAGCAAAGAGGAGUGCCACGUAACAUAGAGGGUUUAUGUUCAACUCAAGGACUGGUGUCCCAGCUUCGGUCCAGGACCAAGCUCAGUGUAGAUGGGCACAAGAUUUUUGACUCUGGCAUGAAUGUGAGCACGGCUGAUGGACGCCUGGCUGUGCUUCUCUCCUACAUUCCACCACUUUCAAACGAAACAUGGGAAUAUUUCAGUUUCAACACUGCUGUGACGGCACAGUUUAAAGGUCUUUUAAGGAGCAUCUCAGUACAUGUACACAAUCAAGAUUGGACGACUCAUCUGGCUGCAGACGUUGCAGGAUGGGGGGCGCAGGAAGGGCCCAAGGAAGCCAGAGUUACUUUUAAACACACCGCAGAGGGAGACGCCAUCCCUGCGUUGCAAGUUGAAGCCUGGGGAAGACUCUCUAGCUCCCAGCUGAAGUGCUCCUUAGCGGUAAACCCAGAACUAACAUCCUCACUUGCUCUCAUCAUACAAGGGCAGCAUCUACCCAGCAGCAAGGACCUGAUAGUGAAGGUGGUCCAGAGUUUUCCCAAGAUGUUGAUCUACUUGCCCUCACAACUCAAUGUCCGCUCGCAGCUUAACCAAUCCCAGUCCAGUGUGGGAGGUUUGCUGGAGGUGUCGUCAGGCAAGAGGCGUCUUUGGACCAUUGGGGAGUUGGCGGUGAUCGACAGUGGUUACAGACAAUCUCUGGAGGUCAAACACUCAUACCCGCAGUUGAAACUACUGCCAAGGACGGUUGCAGUAAAAACGGUGUAUGAAGGCAGAAGUUGGAGUUAUCAAGUGCAGCACGCAGCCGUGUGGGGAAACCAGGAGUUCAGUUUGUCGGGUCUGUACUCGGCACCUCCAGCACUGGAAAGAGGGAAUGAAACUCUAAAGGUUCAAAUCAAGUGCGGUCCUCGUUUGACGAGUUUAGAAGUGACACUGGAGAAGUCUUUACUGGUUCGGACGGAUAGAGUUUUACUGGGCUGGAUGAGACACGGCCAAGUGGAGCAGGUCAAAGCUCUGAGUGUAUGGAGUCGAUCCCAGGAGGUGAAUGAGACCAAGUUGGAGCUGAGUCAAUCUUUCUCAUCAUCACUUAGUCAAAUGUGCCUUCACACGUACUCACACAGCUCAGAGAGAGAGCAGCGCAGUAUCCAGCAGGCACACCUGUCUUGGGUCAGUGGAAUGCCGGUCAACAUGUCCUUCAGCCUGAAUAAACAACGGCAGGUGAACUCCAGCAGAGGGCAGGCUUGUGCUUUGUUGGCCACCCAAAAGGCAGGAAGGCGACACAUGGUGCCAAACAAACGAAAGGGUCCAUCUUUAAUGAAAACCGAAUAUUUGUCGUGUUUGUGUGUGAGCAGAUGGUGGCGUCUCCUGUCAAAGGUUGUGUUUCAGUCAGCCAGGAGGGAAACUUAUACUCACAAAAUGCUGAGCUAAGAUGGGACAACAGGAGCGUCAAGCAGGGCAUGAAAUAUCAGAAAAGUGCACAAGGAAUGCACAGCCUCCAUGUGAAUAUCGGCCUUGAACAAGUGUCUCCUGCACCGUGUCCCUCACAUUCACUCUUGACUAAAAUCCAAACCAACCUCAGAGAUCGCUUUGACUACACAGUUUUGCUUGGC
Messenger RNA from Nerophis ophidion (straightnose pipefish), 7354 nucleotides. RefSeq lists its product as uncharacterized. NCBI's taxonomy places the organism in Eukaryota, Metazoa, Chordata, Actinopteri, Syngnathiformes, Syngnathidae. The transcript is spliced from 42 exons. The coding region runs from base 318 to 7172 and encodes 2284 amino acids. Gene Ontology annotation, biological process: lipid transport. The record is from RefSeq and is a predicted model, not a curated record. Gene Ontology annotation, molecular function: lipid carrier activity.